This is a messenger RNA of Baudoinia panamericana UAMH 10762, 918 nucleotides long. RefSeq lists its product as uncharacterized. Gene Ontology annotation, biological process: translational initiation. Gene Ontology annotation, cellular component: eukaryotic translation initiation factor 4F complex; cytoplasm. Lineage: Eukaryota; Fungi; Ascomycota; Dothideomycetes; Mycosphaerellales; Teratosphaeriaceae. The transcript has a single exon. The record is from RefSeq and is a predicted model, not a curated record. The annotation marks the transcript as partial. Gene Ontology annotation, molecular function: RNA 7-methylguanosine cap binding; translation initiation factor activity.
AAUCUCUGGACAAGACGUGCAAACAACAGUAGUUCCAGCAAACUCAGCCUGUCCAUGAACAAGACUUCCCACGGCGACAACCGAGACGACCAUUCCUCUGGUAAACGAUUCACUUCUUUAGGCAGCCACGGUAGGAGUAGCAACCCAAUCAGCGCGCCACUCUCGUCGUCAGGAAGCGGUGCGUCGUUUGGGUUAGGCAGCGGCGCCUUCGCGAGCUUCGGCAGCGCGUCCAAGACGCCGAAGACUCCAGGCUCGGCGUUCGACUUCGGCAGGAGUAGCGUGGAUAAGAAGAGAGAAGAUAGCUCGGACGAGAGAUUGCCGGACAAGGAGCCGCAGACACAGCCGCAACGGGUGCAAGCACGGCAGUCACAGUCAUCUAUACCGCAAGUACUGCCACUGAGGUUUUCAUGGAUUGUGCACUACCGACCGCCGUCCGGGAAGAACACGGACUGGGAGAAGUCUAUGAAACCGCUUUGCCGGAUACACACGGUUCAGGACUUCUGGAAGGUGUAUGCGCAUCUCAAGCGGCCGUCAGCGUUGCCGCCCGUCUCCGACUACCACUUUUUCAAGGACGGCAUACGGCCGGUGUGGGAGGAUGAGGAGAACAAGAAAGGUGGCAAGUGGACCAUGCGGCUCAAGAAAGGCGUCGCGGACCGGUACUGGGAGGAUCUACUACUAGCUCUGAUCGGCGAGCAGUUCGCUGAAGCUUCGGAGGAAGUCUGUGGCUGUGUGGUGUCCGUGCGGGCGGGCGAGGACGUCUUCUCCAUCUGGACGAAGAAUGAUGGCGGCAGGAACGUUAAGAUCCGCGAGACGCUCAAGCGGAUCUUGGCGCUGCCGCCCGACACGGAGCUGGUAUGGCGUGCGCAUAGCGAGAGCAUGACCCAAGGGAAAGAAGCGGAAAAGGCUCGAGCGGAGAAG